CGCGUGAUGUCACUGCUUGCCUUCGCCCAUCUCUACUGCCACCCCCAAGCACCGCCGCCUCGUGCUUCCCAUCCACGCCCAGCCCACUCCCCUCAUCUCUCGACCGACUCGACCGACUCGGCCAGCCAGUCAGCCAGCCAGCCAGCCACUCAAGCCCGCCCGCAUAACACACGCCCUCAACCCGCCUGCUACCCACCGCCGCGUCAUCCGCGCUCCCGCCGCCGUCGUCCCGCGCCAGAUGACGCGUCCGCGCUGCCCGUCGCAUAAGAAGCCGGUUCGUGUCCGAUCGACGUCGACGCGCGCCCCUCGCCUUGACGUUCUUGCUCGAGCCCGCCCGCGAUCACUGACUGCAGCGCAUACACAAGUCUAUUGCCCUACGCCUUCCCGCAGCCGCGCGUCAAGACCGCCGCCUCUCGCGUCUGCCCCACCCGCAUCCCCUCUUCCGCCUCCCACGACGCACUGCCGCCUUCGACAACGCCAUAACCACGUCAUCAAGCCCCCGAAGGACGUCCACAACCCCCUCCAAUUCCUUCCCUACCUUCCCACUUCCCUUCCCCCGCCUGAUCCCACCCUACCCUCUCUCUUCUCCUCACUACCUACCCAUACCCCUUCGCGCGUCCCUACCCCUCUCGUCCCACCCCCUCCCCUUCGUUACUGCGCUACCCUCUCCCUCCUUCCGCACUACUACCCCGACCCUCGUUCCGCACCACUGCGCCCCUCUUCCCUCCCCCUUCGUGCAACUCCCCUCCCUCCCUAGUUUCGCCUCCCCCUUUUCUCGUUACUCACGUGAGCUCUUCCCUCCCUAUCCCCCUCCGCAUUUCGCAUCGCUCCUCCCCCCUCCCCACCUCGAAUCGCUCCUCCCCCUCCCCUUCACAUCUCGUAUCGCUCCUCCCCUCACCCUCACUCUAUCCCCUACCCCUUACCCCCACCCCACAUCUCCCCCCACCCUUCGUACUAACCCUUCCACCCCUUCUCGC
Molecule: messenger RNA, 977 nt
Organism: Schizophyllum commune H4-8
Lineage: Eukaryota; Fungi; Basidiomycota; Agaricomycetes; Agaricales; Schizophyllaceae
Exons: 2
Coding region: 239-757 (172 amino acids)
Source: RefSeq, a predicted model, not a curated record